Ipomoea nil (Japanese morning glory) is the source of this 1431-nucleotide messenger RNA. RefSeq lists its product as uncharacterized. The coding region runs from base 1 to 1431 and encodes 476 amino acids. Lineage: Eukaryota; Viridiplantae; Streptophyta; Magnoliopsida; Solanales; Convolvulaceae. The record is from RefSeq and is a predicted model, not a curated record. The transcript is spliced from 3 exons.
AUGGCCAAGAUGAUUGCUAAUCGUAUGAAACCUCUGCUUGAUAAUAUUAUUUCGGAGUCGCAGAGUGCCUUUCUGCCAGGUAGGCUCAUCUCAGACAAUAUCCUUAUUGCGUCUGAGGUUGGCCAUUAUCUACGAAGAAAACAGCUAGGGCAGGUAGGGUGGGCGGCCCUCAAAUUGGAUAUGGCUAAGGCCUAUGACCGGAUGGAGUGGUCUUUUGUGGAACGUAUGUUGUUGGGGCUGGGGUUUGAUGAAAAAUGGGUCAGACUAAUCAUGCUCUGUGUACGGACAGUCAGGUACAGGGUGCUGGUGAAUGGGAGGCCGAGUAAGGAAAUAAUCCCGUCUAGGGGUUUAAGGCAGGGGGAUCCACUCUCUCCGUAUCUUUUUAUUAUAUGUGCAGAAGGUUUGUCUCUGUUGUUGCAGGAUGCUCAGGCUAAAGGAAGAAUACAUGGUUGUAGGGUAGCUCGUGGAGCACCACCUAUUUCGCAUCUUUUCUUUGCGGAUGACAGCCUGUUUUUCUUUAAAGCUAACAUGCAGGAAACUUUGGAGGUGAAACAUUGUUUAGAGAUUUAUGAAGAAUUUUCAGGGCAAUCUGUUAAUUUUCAUAAAUCCAAUAUUUCCUUUAGCCGUAAUACUGGUUUGGGGGACAGGAACGACAUUGCUAAUGGGUUCGGAGUUGAGCAAGCUGAGGAUUUUGGGAAGUACCUGGGUCUCCCCUCAGUUAUUGGUAAAGAUGUGUUACUGAAAAGUGUUGCACAGGCAAUGCCAACUUAUACUAUGAGUAUCUACCUGUUGCCUAUGACUUUAUGUGUCUCACUGGAAAGACUGAUGAAUAGAUACUGGUGGGGUAAAAGCAAUGUGGUGGAUGGCAUUCACUGGAUGGCCUGGGACAGGAUGUGUGUACCCAAGAAGCAUGGAGGCAUGGGCUUUAAGAGGCUGCAUGAGUUUAAUUUGGCUCUUCUAGGGAAGCAAGGGUGGAGAAUGUUGACUUGCCCGGAGUCCUUAGUGGCCAGGAUCUUUAAAGCAAGGGAUGCUGGCUUGAUUUUACAGACCCCGGUGUGUGUGGAGUUUAAAGAUGAUUGGUACUGGAUGGGUGAUAUUAAGGGAGUAUAUACGGUCAAGAACGGUUAUAGGCGGCUUGGGGAGAUUAAUGCCCCAUGUGAUGCAGUGUGGAAUAACAUUUGGAAAUUACAGGUUCCCCCCAAAUGGAGAAUUUUUCUUUGGAGAGCUAUCACAAAUAUUUUGCGAACAAUUACUAACCUGGUUAGAAGAAGAGUGGAGAUCCCAAAUGUGUGCCCUGCUUGUGGUGUGCUUGAAGAAGAUGUUAUGCACAUUUUAUGCAAUUGUGUUUAUGCUAGACGUGUGUGGUAUAUUUCACAACUCCAAAUCCCUAACUUUGGUGAUCAUGAUUUUAUGCAGUGGGUGGAGCUUUAG